Carassius gibelio (silver crucian carp) is the source of this 3994-nucleotide messenger RNA. RefSeq names its product kelch-like protein 11. Lineage: Eukaryota; Metazoa; Chordata; Actinopteri; Cypriniformes; Cyprinidae. The record is from RefSeq and is a predicted model, not a curated record. Gene Ontology annotation, molecular function: protein binding. The coding region runs from base 58 to 2268 and encodes 736 amino acids. The transcript is spliced from 2 exons.
UAAGAAAUUAUGUCUGCAUAACAUUAAAGGUAGGUGGCGGUAUGCACUGAGAUUGCAAUGCGACAAAAAAACGAAAGAAGAAAAAGAACGUCAACAGGACUCCUGCGGUGUAUGUGCGCAUGUGCAUGUGCAUGUCGAGCGCUGUUUAUGUUGGAGUGUGUAUGUUUGAGUGUGCUCCACCACCUCAACAUACUACGCACUUCACGGAACGACCGUGCAGACAACGAGAUGGCCACAGCCGCACCGAAUCCAGAAGACGCUAGCCGAAACAGCGGCGGUCCGAGCACGGCGAGCACUCUAGCUGGAGACGGCGAGUCUGAGGAGGCCGAGGAGUUUGCCUCCGCGUCCCAUUGCUCGGAACUCUCCCGGCGUCAAAACGAGCAGCGCAAACUCGGGCUCUUCUGCGACGUGACGCUGGCGUUCAGCAGUGCCCCGGGAGCCGCCAACAGCUUCGAGUUCUGCGCCCACCGCUCAGUCUUGGCUGCGGCCACGGAUUAUUUCACACCGCUGCUCGGGGGUCACUUUUCGGAGUCGGUGACGCGGCGGGUGGAAAUGAAGGAGUGGAGCAGCGAGGCAGGCCUCGACCAGGAGACGGUGGAGAGCGUCAUCCAGUUUAUGUACACGGGCGAGAUACGAGUGAGCACCGCUAACGUGCAUGAGGUUCUGGAGCUGGCGGACAGGUUCUUGCUCGUGCAGUUGAAGGAUUUUUGUGGAGAAUUUCUCAAGAGGAAGCUCAGCCUCGGCAACUGUGUGGCCGUCCAUAGCCUUGCACACAUGUACACUUUGGACCAGCUUGCCUUACGUGCUGCUGACAUGAUUCGUCGUAAUUUCCAUAAAGUCAUCCAGGAUGAGGAAUUUUACACGCUUCCAUUCCAUCUGGUCAGAGACUGGCUGUCAGACGCAGAGAUUACUGUUGACUCUGAGGAGGUUUUGUUUGAUGCAGUAGUCAAAUGGGUUCAGAAGAACUCAGAAGAACGGGUGAAGUAUUUUGAGGAGCUUUUUCGUCUUCUCAGGCUGCCACAGAUAAAGCCAACGUAUCUUACAAGAGUUGUGAAGAAUGAGCCUUUGGUCGCGCAGAAUGCAGCCUGCCUACAGCUUGUGUCAGAGGCUGUGGAGGGUCAUGCGAUCCGCUUUGAGAACCUCAAAUCAGCAGAUACAGAGUUCUGGGCAUCAUACAUGGCCACAUUCCAGCCAAGAUUUGGCCAGAACAUGGAUGUCAUCAUGGUGGUUGGCGGAGUCUCUGAAGGAGGUGACUACCUGAGUGAGUGUGUAGGGUACUUUGUAUACGAAGACCGUUGGGUCAAUUUGCCACACAUCCAUAACCAUCUGGAUGGUCACGCUAUUGCGGCCACUGAUACCCAUGUAUAUGUGGCUGGGUCCAUGGAGCCAGGAUUUGCCAAGACAGUGGAGCGCUACAAUCCAAAUCGCAACACUUGGGAACAAGUGAGCAACCUCACCACACGCAAGCAUUCCUUUGGCCUCACCUGCAUCAAAAAUAUUCUGUAUAGUAUUGGCGGUCAUGGCAACUUCAGCCCUGGCUUUAAAGAUGUAAGUGUCUAUGAACCUGACCAAGACAAGUGGCACAACCUAGAAUCUGCUCCUAAGAUUUUGAGAGACGUCAAGGCUAUUAGUGUCGAAGAUCGAUACGUUUAUGUCACAGCACGGACGCCCAUAGAUACUGACAGCGAUGAUGGAUUGAAGACGGUGACUACUCGCUAUGACACUGACAGUCGCCAGUGGCAAGAAGUCGAUUCCUUACCACUUAUUGACAACUACUGCUUGUUCCAAAUGGCUGUAGCAUCGACUAACUUUUACCACACGGCUUCUUGCUGUCCCAAGAGUUACACUGAUGUACGUGACGAUGUAGCUCGUCAGAAGAUCAGCGCAAGGAUAUCUGAUGAUAUUCUUGAGAGCCUUCCCCCAGAAGUUACUAGUAUUGAGGGUGCUGCCAUCUGCUAUCUUGGUGAUGAUGUGUUUGUGAUUGGUGGCUGGAAGAACAGUGACGAUGUGGAUAAGCAGUAUCGCAAGGAGGCGUACCGUUAUUGUGCUGAGCGCAAACGCUGGAUGCUUCUGCCACCCAUGCCUCAGCCACGCUGUCGUGCCACAUCAUGUCACGUUCGCAUUCCCUACCGCUUUCUAUACGGCUGUCAGCGUUACCCAAUGCCUCAAAAUUUGGCACGCCAGAGGGACCGUAUGCAGCAAAUGCAACAGUUACAUCGGCGCACAUUAACUCUACGCAGGCAGUUACAGUCACAGAUUGAAUGCUGAGAAAAAAAAAAGAAAAAAAAAACUGCUGCAAAAUCAAAAUAAUGUAGUGUCUUGAGCAUUCUCAUGAUCCCAUACUUAUUAAAAUGUGUAUUAUUUGUUUACUUGUGACAUUUCAUCACUGGGCGAGUGAAUGAAAUGGCUGAAGCCAGUAAAGAGAGUAUUUUCAAUGUGACUUUGUAUAAUGAAAUCAUAUAAAUAUGUAAAAAAGAUACGUUUGUAAAUAUCUGUACAGAUGAAAUAUUGUUUCAUGGCCUUGCAUGAAUUUGCCAUUUUUCCCAGCUGUAAUCAAUCAGCAGUUCAAAGCUACUCAAACGUUUUGAACAAACCAUUAAUAACUACAGAAAGAACCACUGCAUCUUUAUUCCCUUCACUUGUAAAUUACUUGUUUCUGGUCUUAAUUGUGAUGAUUUUAUUUGUCUUGCACAUGUUUGUCAGUGCAAUUCUUUCACAUUUUUUGUGUAUGUGCAAUGCAUUCUUCACAACUACAAGCACUUAAUUUCAGCAUUAGCCCUUGUCUUAAUCUUUAUUCUUAUAGUUUAAAUUGAUUAUUUUUGUUAUUUUUUUCAGCUUGAAAGCACAGGGAAUAAAGACUAUUAUGGCAUCAGUUAUUGACAAAUGAAGCCUACACUGAAUAUAAUUGCAAAACCAUAGAUGUUCAGAAUAUAGUCAAGGAUUCAUUACCUCAGUGUCAAGGGCAGGAUUCUGUUACUUAAAAACAAUUUGUCAUUGGUUUUGCUGUCUAUGCCAGUUUGAGAUCUCUCAGCUUGAUUUAAUUAUUUUCAUUCAUAUAUGUGUUUAGCAACCUCAUCAGCUUGUGCUCUGUCAUGCAAUGCCUGUCAAGAAUUGUUAACAUUUCCCGUCAGUCAACUGUAAUUGUCCAUUCCAAUUUUAAUAAGGUACCUGCAUCCAUGUCUUUGUUACAUGUAUAACACUAUUUAUAAAAUAUAUAUAUUUUAUUGGGAAUAUUUUUUUCUUUCAUCAACAUUCCCUCUUUGUAUUUCCUCAGUCUUUUUGUUCCCGGUCUUUUACAUAGAUGUCUUAUUACAAGAAAUCUCUGUGCAUUUCACAUGGGUGAAAUUUUUUCCAGUGAUCAUUGGCACCAUCUAGACCAGAAAACAUUUCACAAUGUUUGCUUGAAGAACAUUUAACUGUUACUGCACUCCAUACCAAAGUCUUUAAGUAUGCCAUCUUAGAUUAACUAAUUUUACACUUCAAUGUUAAAAUCUCUACACAAUGCAAGAUAGAAAUGGCUUUGACAAUGUAUCUGUAGCUCUCGUCUUGACUUGUGUGGAGUUCCAUAGUCAUUUCACACGGGGAAAAAUGCUGUGAGACAUACAUUGAUCACAUUAUUAAGCCUUUUUCAAACAUUUUCCUGCAUAUUGGAGACUGUAGAAUCUUAGAUAUUGUAUUUACUCAAUGGGAAAUGUAGGUUUUGUGUCUCUCAUGUUGAGAUGUGGUUUAAUAGUGUUUAAGAUCUAUAUCAGUUUCUUUCCUUCUUGCACAGAUAAAGAUUGUGUAUGUAUGUAUGUAUGUAUGUGCGUGUCCAAAGUGUCUAACAAUAAGAGUAUCAAGGCUGAGAUGUUACCUUGAACCCGCUCUCAUUGUUGUAAGGGUGUAAAAGUAUUUUAGGGGUGAAUAUAGUUCUUUGCAUGUGUUGUAAAGUAUGCACAUGUUGUGGAUCUCAGUGAUUGCAAUACAUAUUUAUUAAAAAUCUGAUAUUGUCCAA